UUUUCAAAGGAAUUUGCCUACAUCAACUACUAUUACGAGGUGAUGGGUUCAACUAAUGACAAUGAUGGGAAUGCAGAUAUGGAUAUUUGCCGAGUCUGCCGCUUGACGGGAAAUGAUGCUCUUUACCAUCCUUGUCUCUGCACUGGUAGCAUCAAAUACAUUCAUCAGGAUUGUUUGUUACAAUGGCUAAAGUACAGCAAAAAGGAUGUUUGUGAACUUUGCAAUCAUAAAUUUUCCUUUCGUCCCCUCUACCGAGCUGACAUGCCUGAACGUUUACCAUUGAGGGAUUUACUGCGAGGAAUAUUUCUGAUUGUUGCUCGAUUCUUGCGACUCGGAUUUACUUACACUCUGGUCUUUACUUGUUGGCUAGGCCUAGUUCCCUUAAUGGCGGCUCGGACUCAUCGACUGGUAUUCUCCGGAUUUAUUUCAUCAAUAUUUUCUUCUCGGUUUCUUCUUUUAUUUUCUGCUGAAAAUAUUGCUAUGGAUAUUAUACGUGGUUCUCUUGUUGUUACUUUGUUUCUAUGUACAUUUAUUUCAUUAGUUUGGCUUCGUGAACAAAUAAUGGUUGGUGGUCCUCCAGAUGUCCUAUAUCUACCCGAUGAUCAGCAAGUAUCAGAUCCAAUAACGCCUCGUCCACAACAAGAUCAACAGUAUUUACCAGUCAGUGAUGAAGAAAAUAAUCCAAGUACUUCUGCUUCACUUAAUAAUACAGAGAGUGAUAAUGCCAAUAAACUAAGCGACGAAGGAACCUCAAAAACCAACAACAUUCCAAAUAAAUCACUUCCAUUACAACAUUUUCAGCCAGUUCAACACGCGUUAAUCCACGAGGAAUCUAAUUCGCAGAAUCAACAUCUCCCUACAGAAGCUGAAAAUUUUGAAGAACAAAAUAUACAACAACAACAAGAUAAUGGUGAUCAGGAUGCAGCCAUUCCUCCUGUUGCAGCCGAAGUGGUUGAACAGCAACGAUUUGCUGAUGAAUUGACCUGGCAACGACUUCUUGGUCUUGAUGGUUCAUUUGCGUUUAUUGAACAUGUUUUUUGGACUAUAUCGUUGAAUGCAGUUUUCAAUAUAGUUUUUCUAUAUUUUCCUUCACAAAUUGGCGCCAGUAUGCUUUCUCUUGUUGGGCUUGGCUAUGGCAAAAAAUUGAUAUACUUUGAACUCAUUGGAUUACUGGUUAUUCUUCUACAUGGGAUUGUCAUACAUCAACUUGCCAAAAUUUUCCGCUUAAAAAGUAUAUACACAAUAUCUGGGAUGAUUUGUCUUAUGCUCAAAGUUUUUCUUUUGGUUAUUACUGAAUUAAUAAUUUUCCCAAUACUCUGCGGUUGGUGGCUUGACAUCUGUUCUCUUCCUCUGACUGGUGUAACUCUGGAUGAUCGUAUUCGAAGCUUCCGACACUACCCUACUAGUUCAUUCUUUCUUCAUUGGCUUGCCGGAAUGGUUUACGUGUUUUAUUCGGCGUCUUUUAUGUUAAUUCUUCGUGAACUUCUUCGACCUGGUGUUCUUUGGUUCAUUCGCAAUUUGCACGAUCCCGAUUUUAACCCAAUUCAAGAGAUGAUCGAGCAACCAAUAACGCAUCAUCUUCGCCGUUUAGUGGCGUCAAUGACGCUUUUCUUUUCAAUAAUCCUUAUUGUUGUUUAUCUACCAUUGCGUCUAAUAAAUUGGGGUCAUCCAUCGACUCUCCCAUAUGUAUUUUCUGGAUCAGCAGACACUCCACUGGUAGAAUAUUCGUUUGAGCUCGUCCUUCUGCAGGUAAUUAUGCCAACCAUUCUUGAGUAUUCGAAGGCCUUCUCGCUACUUAAACGAGCUGUCCGGUUUUGGUGUAGAAUUAUUGGUGGAUGGCUUCAGCUAGAUUCAUAUUUGUUACCAAGCGAAAAGGACAAAAACAAUGUUGAUCAACGAGAGCAGCAAAGACAAAGAGCUCGCCAACGUCUUAUGCGUGGUGACCAGAAUGAACAGCUUGGACUUUUGGAAGUUCUCGAGGCUAUUGAAGAUGACACAACAGAUGACGAACCUGCUGACGAAAAUGAAAAUGAUCACGUUGAAAAUGACACUACUAAUGCACAAACGAACGAUAAAGAAGCUUCUGAGAACUCUAGUCAAGUGGCUGAUUCUUCUAAACCCGGUGAAUCGAGCAGCGCAACACCUUUUAAUACUGAUAUAGAAAUCAAUGCAGAACACGCAGAACCACAACAACACAAUCCCAAUAAUGUAAUGUUGAAUGAUGAUAUGCCAGUGCAACAACAGAACGAACAAGUAGAGCAUCGCCAAGCUCGACAACGUGUUCAAGAGCAGCGUGAACAACGAAAUUUGGGUGCACAGCAUCAUGCACUUUUGCAUUUUCGUGAUACCGCUUUAACUGUAGAAUAUGUUCGUCCUAAUCUUUUUCCACUAAGGAUUGUGUUAUUAUUAAUUUGUUUUGCCGUAACAGCAAUAUUAUUGGCGCUUGCAGCCUUUCUUAUACCAGUUACAAUCGGGCGGACAUUAUUUAAGAAGUUCGCAUUAACAAGCCAGUCUUCUCAAAUCCAUGAUCUUUAUAGUAUUGCGACUGGAGUAUACAUAUGUUGGAUUUUAACGCGGCUUGUUUCUAUGACCAAAGAAUGGUUGCACAAAGGAUGGAGCUAUAUGAAAAAGGUGUUCAACACUGCUGUUUGGUUAGGUUUUCGAGUUAUUGCUGCAGCUGUUCCUUUGCUUGUUGUUAUUCCUUUCAUGCUUGGAUUCUAUUUUCAAAUGCUAGUUAUCAGUCCACUUAGGGUGGCUAUUUUUCAAUCACCGUUAUUUUUCCCAUGGAAGGAAUGGGCGAUGGGUGUUGUCCAUUUUAAAAUAAUUUGUGCAUCUAUUUAUGCUGAUGGAAUUUGGAACUUUCAACUAAAGGAUUUAUAUAUUAAUAUGGUUAUACCAAUCGGGAAUGCACUUUCGUUUUUAAUCGCAUUCCCUUAUGUGGCCAGCAAAUUUAUAAUGCUUUUUGUUGAGGCAGAUCGUGAAAAUCAAGUGAUUAUAAUACGCUAUUCAUAUCCAUUUUUUCUUGGUUCUAUUUGUAUAGUAGCUUUUCUUAUCUGGCAAUGGAAAAAAUUGAAGAUGUUGGCACAGAAAAUUAGAAACGAUAAGUAUCUGAUUGGAACUCAACUAGUGAAUUUUUAUCGAGAUAAUACAGCGAUAAAAACAACAAACCUUCAGGCUUCUAAUAUAAUUGACGAAACAAAGAAAGAUGAAAUGAUAAAUCGGAUUUAG
Messenger RNA from Meloidogyne enterolobii, 3228 nucleotides. NCBI's taxonomy places the organism in Eukaryota, Metazoa, Nematoda, Chromadorea, Rhabditida, Meloidogynidae. The record is from the annotation of a GenBank genome assembly.